AUGAAGGAGCACAUACAAAGCCCUCAACAAGUCCAGAAGGGAGCGAAAAAAAAAGGCGAUCAUCUUGAAUGCUCUAAUGGUAGGGAAGCAAAUGUGGCGAACUUUAACUCUGAACCAAAAGAAGCACUGGAGAUGGAAAUCAACAAAGUGGUCUCCGUUCGUCAAGGUCCACAAUUACACGUCCCCACUCGGAGCUUGCGAUGUGCUCUCAACUCUACCACUUACUCUGAGGAAUGCGAAGCAAUGAAGACUAUGACUCCCAACGAGCUGUUACUAGCGCUAGUGAAUUACUUUGCGCCUCCUAUGGAGGUGGAGGAAACACCUCCAAUUCUGGAACGAGAGCUUUCGUCGAUGGACAGUAGUUAUGUUACUCCAAAUGAGGAAAUGUCUCUUGAGAAUGGAGUUGCAUAUCCUUCCGAUCUAUCAGGAGAGUCACUUUCUCAAGUACAAUCGCUUCCGAUGUCUACGAUAGCAAACAGACACAUCGGUUCAUUACCGAAUGAGGUGUCCUCUUUGCCUUUGAGUCAUUCAACCCAGGCAGGCAGCGCAAUAGCAGAAUGUACUACGUCUUCGACGAAGUAUACCCCUAUCACACUUGGAGGUGCCAUAGGUAUUCGUAGACCUCGCUCGUCAAAUUCCGAAGCUGUAAAUAACAAUCUCACGCUUGACCAGCUCAAUCCAACUCUUGCUGAAGCCCUCGCAGCAAUGAAGGCAAAAAGCGAAGCUACGUCGAAAUGUCCUGGUAAUGCACUUUUCGCGAAUGGUUCUGAUAGCUAUCCAAGCCGGCGCGAGUCUUUGCCAACACGUAUGUCUGGUCCCGUAACACUUGAAAGAAGUGCAGUAACGUCUGGUCAUAUAGUGUCAUUCAACGGUCAAACUACGGAAGUGCCUGGAGAAAUUUAUUGUCACCUUUGCAAUUACCCAAUGAAGCUUUGCCUCCGCAAAACAAAAUAUAAGGGAGAGAUUCGAGAAUACGCCGCUUACAGGUGCCUUCGUAAGGGAUGUCAAACGUUUCGCUCUGUUCGUAAAGUCAUUGAACCGGAUUACCCUUAUCCUCGUAAGAGGAAGAUCGAAGAUCCAUAUGAGGUUUUUGAUAACAGCAGCAUGGGAGCUAGCUCGGCCUCCGCGAAUGAGCGCGCAAAUGGAAAUGAUAUUGAUACCCCUACUGGAACAUUAAUAUAUGUGAAGCAGGAGGUCACCGAAAAGCAAAUGGAGAAGAUGCUUGAAUUUGACUUCAAAUUUUUCGAUGAAAAACCUGCUCCUAUGUUCAAAGCAAUGGAACGUUGUGAAGCCAUGAUUAGGCAAGAACAGUCACGAACUUCGUGUACCUCGUGUGAUACACAAGCACCGCACGCUCCUGCUCAAGUCCCUGCUUCUACCCAUGUUUUGAUUCCUGCUGAGCCUCCUCCCAAGCCACUGCAAACCCAGUCGCCACUGUCGUAUCCCGCAUCGCUUCCACCACAUCCUCUCGCGCCUUCGUCUUGCUCACCAUCAGUGCAUCCUUCUGCUCCAUAUUCUCAUAACUCUCAGAGCAUUUAUGAUCCUACUGCAAUGUACGAGUAUCCUCUCUGUAAUACUCCAACGCGCCUCGAUAGUAUUUCAAAUCAGAAUUGCGGGAUGGCUAGCCAGAUCCAUUCGCAAGAUAUCAGAAAUCAGCAGUGCAUUAGCGAAGUAAUUUGGUGA
Messenger RNA from Strongylus vulgaris, 1683 nucleotides. The record is from the annotation of a GenBank genome assembly. NCBI's taxonomy places the organism in Eukaryota, Metazoa, Nematoda, Chromadorea, Rhabditida, Strongylidae.